AUGAUUAUGAACUGCAAAGAGACUGAUAUGGGCUACUAUUUGUGUCGGGCAAGCAACAGUAUUGGUUAUCCUCUCAGUAAAGUAGCUCACUUAACCGUACACAUUCCGGCUCGAUAUACAGACGACGUGCAGAAAAAUUAUACCGUCAAAAGGUCGGAAAACACGACCUUGGAAUGUUCUGCCAGCGGCGACAAACCGAUAUUUGUCACCUGGCGUUUUGGUUCGGAUACAAUUAACAGCCAAGUGAAUCCCAGAAUGAGGGUCGAAAAUAUCGACACGACAUCUCGGCUGCACGUGACGAGAGCAAGACGAGAAGACAGCGGUGUUUACGUGUGUAACGCUGAAAACAAAUACGGAUUUGGAGAGACAACGCGUCGCCUCAUUGUGGUUGAGCCACCAGAACGACCAAUCGCUUUGAAGAUGGAGAAUCGGACAAGUCAGACAGUGACUGUUUCAUGGAAACAACCAUAUAAUGGCAAUAGUCGAAUAACGGCUUACAUCUUGCAAUAUAAAAAUCUCUCAGGUAAAAGAAUUUAA
Messenger RNA from Acanthosepion pharaonis, 537 nucleotides. The record is from the annotation of a GenBank genome assembly. Lineage: Eukaryota; Metazoa; Mollusca; Cephalopoda; Sepiida; Sepiidae.